This is a messenger RNA of Penicillium diatomitis, 1899 nucleotides long. RefSeq lists its product as uncharacterized. The record is from RefSeq and is a predicted model, not a curated record. The coding region runs from base 1 to 1899 and encodes 632 amino acids. NCBI's taxonomy places the organism in Eukaryota, Fungi, Ascomycota, Eurotiomycetes, Eurotiales, Aspergillaceae. The transcript is spliced from 2 exons.
AUGACGGAGGCUCCGCCUAUUGUCUUUAUCGCCAGGCAUGGUGCCCGCCUCGAUGCAGCAGAUAAGAACUGGCACCUCACAUCUCCUACCCCGUAUGACCCCCCGCUGUCGUAUGGGGGUUGGCUACAGGCGAGGGCGCUGGGUCUUCGCAUCGCCAGCCUCCUCGAGGCACCUCAGUAUGCAGGCAAGGAACCAGAGUCUCUUCUUGGUCAUCCUGCCGCCUCGAGCAACCCGACCACAGCCACCUCGUCGUCGAUAAAGCCAGGACCGCCUCUGCGAUACAAUUUCAUCAUCCACACUUCGCCAUACCUACGAUGUUUGCAAACGGCUAUCGGUGUGAGUGCAGGCCUCAGUCAUCAUCGAUCAGCUGAGCAUACCUCGGAAUCGUCGCCCCUUUCCGGCGCGACUCAGGAUCUUGUGACUGAGAACGGGGCCCAAGACAAACGGCCACUGUUGCGCGUGGACGCUUUCCUGGGCGAGUGGUUGUCCCCAGACUACUUUGAGCAAAUCAUACCACCUCCUCCAUCAGAGAAGAUGGUCGUCUCGGCAAAAACCGAGCUGCUUCGUCGAGGCGAGGGAAUUCCCAACCCCAGAAAUUCGCGGUCGACGUCAGGUCACUUCCCAGGAGGCUGGGGCAGCGACUCAGCCUCGAAAACCACCGAAAAGGAACAUGAACGUCAAGUGUUUCCGGGGAACGCUGCUGGUAGUUCAAGCCUUGGGGAGCUGUCACAAAGACCGCGAUCGAGCACUUUCAAUACCCCCACAGACCCCGCCAUCCCACGAGGCCGAGCUCUAGGCCGUCUGAACACCGACAUUCGUCCCUCGAUUCUCUCUGCAUACAAACCUCCCACGCCCAGUUACGCCGUGUCUCCUUCAGAUCCGAUUCCAGUCGGGUACGUCGCGCACGCACGAGACGCCUGUACCAGGAUUGACUAUCAAUGGGAUAGCAUGCGCACCCCGUACUGGGGUACAGGAGGCGAGUACGGUGAAGAGUGGGGUCUGAUGCACGAGAGGGUACACGCUGGGUUCCAAAAGAUGAUCGAUUACUAUCGGGACGGUGAAAGUCCCAGUGACAGAGGCCGUGCAUUGUCGAACGGAUCAUCCCCCGUCGAAGGUCCCACGCAGACCGUGCUGAUCAUUAUCACCCACGGAGCAGAUUGCAACGCCUUGAUUGGGGCGCUUGCUGGGAGAUCAGUCCUUCUUGACAUUGGUACUGCCUCCCUGACCAUGGCUGUGCGACGCGAUCGCCUCGGGGUUGCUUCCAGUCCUUCGUCCGACCGCGUGCCAGAAUCUUUGAGGGCCCCUAACUUGCCUUCCUCAUUGACCGACCGAGGAGCGCGAUUAGUCUCCCAGGAAUACUCUUUACAACUCAUUGCAUCUAAUGAUCAUUUGCGUGCGGGGGUGAACCCCUCCCAGCUCGCCUCCCUCACUUCCCCGACUGCCCCUCAACCUCUGCCGCCACCAUCGAUCUCCUCCUAUCGCAAUCGAACUGCCUCUCGCCCAUCCGCCUCUAUCCUGCAGGGCUCCUUUGUGAUUGAUUCCACUCCCAAAAUCAAUACAAAUAUGCGCAACUGGUCUCAAAACAGGCGCUCCUCUCCGACCUCGGCACCGCCACGAGGCGGACCUGGCCUGUGGGGCUCUAUCAGGUCCCCCACAAUCGAGGCCGACGAAGACGCCGACGAAAACUAUGUGCCCAAUUUUGGAAAUCCAACUUUGGCACGUCCUGAGAAUCACGAGAAAUCAGAUACUGACCCUGACCAAACCAAUGGACCGGGUGGACUGAAGCAACUGCCUCGGAGAACUGCCUCUCAGCGUGGCUUGUGGGGCAGCGCUCAGACUUUGGACGAUCGCAAUGCCACCUCACGACGACGGUGGACGGUCACCGAUCAAAAGUUGUAA